Sphaerodactylus townsendi is the source of this 1432-nucleotide messenger RNA. RefSeq names its product calcium/calmodulin-dependent 3',5'-cyclic nucleotide phosphodiesterase 1B-like. Gene Ontology annotation, biological process: signal transduction. Gene Ontology annotation, molecular function: 3',5'-cyclic-nucleotide phosphodiesterase activity. The record is from RefSeq and is a predicted model, not a curated record. Lineage: Eukaryota; Metazoa; Chordata; Lepidosauria; Squamata; Sphaerodactylidae.
CUCUUGACCUCUGGUGUUUUGACGUGUUUUCGCUGAAUAGAGUGAGUGAGGACCAUGCUUUGCGCACAAUUGUCUUCGAACUGCUCACUCGCCACAACUUGAACAGCCGCUUCAAGAUUCCCACCGUGUACCUCAUGACCUUACUAGAUGCGCUGGAGGCUGGCUACGGGAAAUACAAGAACCCUUACCACAACCAGAUCCAUGCUGCUGAUGUCACCCAGACCGUACACUGCUUCCUGCUUCGUACUGGCAUGGUGCAUUGCCUGACAGAGAUUGAGAUCUUGGCCAUCAUCUUUGCAGCUGCAAUCCAUGACUAUGAGCACACGGGUACCACCAACAGCUUCCACAUCCAAACCAAGUCCGACACGGCCAUUUUGUACAAUGACCGCUCUGUGUUAGAGAAUCACCAUAUCAGCGCCGUCUUCCGUAUGAUGCAGGAUGAUGAAAUGAAUGUCCUCGUCAACCUGAACAAGGAUGAGUUCAUGGAACUCCGGUCACUUGUGAUCGAAAUGGUUCUGGCGACAGACAUGUCCUGUCACUUCCAACAAGUCAAGUCUAUGAAAACUUCCCUGCAGCAGCUUGAGCGACCUAAACUUCUUUUACCAAACUUGGCGGAUGGUGCAGGUUUUGUGGGAAGACUGACAAGGAGGCAAAGCUCUUUUUCCUUGCUGCUGCAUGCAGCCGACAUCAGCCACCCCACCAAACAGUGGACAGUACAUUCCCGAUGGACCAAGGCACUCAUGGAAGAGUUCUUCCGACAGGGAGACAAAGAGGCUGAGUUGGGACUCCCCUUCUCCCCGCUGUGUGUGAGCAAAUGCGUCAUGUCCACGCUGGUGGCCCAGUCACUUAAGAUCGGUUUCAUUGAUUUCAUCGUGGAACCCACCUUUGCAGUUCUGACUGAUGUGGCAGAGAAGAUGGUUAUUCCCUUGGUGGAGGAAGGCUCCAAGAGCAAGACCUCUGGCCAGCAGAGCAGUUCUUCCUGGAGAGAAAAAACCCACCCAGAGCAUGCUGAGCUGGGAGACAUCAACGCAGACAUCAACAGCUUCCGCUCCACCUGGUCCAAGUACAUCCAAGAGAACAAGCAGAAGUGGAAGGAGCGAGCAAUAGUGGUAUGGGACCAGCUAUGGACCAGGGGCUUUCUUUCUAGCAUGUGCUUGGCUUGUGAGUCAAAUGGAAGAAUCACUAACCAGACAUCCAUCGAUGAGCUCUCGCCAUGUGAGGAGGAGGCGAGCACACCCGAAAGCCAGCACAAUCAGAAUGGCAAUGUGGAAUAACGCUGCCCGUGUGGGAACAAGGUUCCUGACACAAUUAAACUCCAAAGUCUUCGAUGCCAUCGACUCAGCACCAUCCGCACAGGGAGGGAGCCACCCCCUGGCUCGAGAAGGGUGUGAUACGAAUGCGACCAUCAAUACAACUAGUAAUAAUCUUAAUA